Xyrauchen texanus (razorback sucker) is the source of this 3308-nucleotide messenger RNA. RefSeq names its product COPI coat complex subunit beta 1 (gene copb1). Gene Ontology annotation, biological process: intracellular protein transport; intra-Golgi vesicle-mediated transport; endoplasmic reticulum to Golgi vesicle-mediated transport. The transcript has 22 exons. NCBI's taxonomy places the organism in Eukaryota, Metazoa, Chordata, Actinopteri, Cypriniformes, Catostomidae. Bases 169 to 3030 code for a protein of 953 amino acids. Gene Ontology annotation, molecular function: structural molecule activity. The record is from RefSeq and is a predicted model, not a curated record. Gene Ontology annotation, cellular component: cytoplasm; COPI vesicle coat.
GCUCCCUGUAGUAUUGAUGUGGCAAAGUCAGUCAGGUUCCACGUCAUUCGGAAGGAUCUCUCCAGACACGGAUGCGCAUACAGAAGAAGAGAGAGUCUUGACACCUGUCUAAAAGGAAAACUCAUUCUCUCUCAGUGGAGUCUCGUGAAGGGAAGAAGAGCUGACAUCAUGACAGCUGCUGAGAAUGUGUGUUACACCCUCAUCAAUGUCCCCAAUGACUCUGAACCACCAUCAGAAGUCAGCUUGAAAACGGAUUUAGAAAAGGGGGAGAUCAAAGCCAAGACCGAGGCUUUGAAGAAGGUUAUCAUAAUGAUCCUGAAUGGAGAGAAACUGCCUGGCCUGUUGAUGACCAUCAUCCGGUUUGUGUUGCCGCUUCAGGACCACACAAUCAAGAAACUUCUACUUGUUUUUUGGGAGAUUGUUCCCAAAACCACUCCUGAUGGCAAACUUCUUCAGGAGAUGAUCUUGGUCUGUGAUGCCUACAGGAAGGAUCUCCAGCAUCCCAAUGAGUUCAUCCGUGGCUCCACCCUGCGCUUCCUGUGCAAGCUGAAGGAGUCUGAGCUGCUGGAACCCCUCAUGCCAGCAAUCCGUGCCUGUCUAGAACAUCGUCACAGCUACGUACGGCGCAAUGCAGUCCUGGCCAUCUAUACUAUCUACAGGAACUUUGAGCAUUUGAUCCCUGAUGCUCCUGAGCUGAUUCAUGAUUUUCUAGUAAAUGAGAAAGAUGCAAGCUGCAAGAGAAAUGCUUUUAUGAUGCUGAUUCAUGCAGAUCAGGAUAGGGCUCUGGACUACCUUAGCACCUGCAUUGAUCAGGUGCAUACUUUUGGAGACAUUCUACAGCUCGUCAUUGUGGAACUGAUCUAUAAGGUCUGCCAUGCCAACCCCUCAGAGAGAGCUCGUUUCAUCCGCUGUAUCUACAACCUUCUGCAGUCCUCCAGUCCUGCUGUUAAAUAUGAAGCAGCCGGCACUCUGGUUACUCUGUCCAGUGCUCCCACAGCCAUCAAGGCUGCUGCUCAGUGCUACAUUGAUCUGAUCAUUAAAGAGAGUGACAACAACGUCAAGCUCAUCGUUCUAGACCGCCUGAUUGAGCUGAAGGAACACCCCACACAUGAGCGUGUGCUGCAGGACCUGGUGAUGGAUAUUUUGAGGGUUUUGACCACUCCUGAUCUUGAGGUCCGCAAGAAAACCCUCCAGCUGGCCCUGGACCUGGUGUCCUCCCGCAAUGUGGAGGAGCUGGUUAUUGUGCUAAAGAAGGAAGUAAUCAAAACCAAUAAUGUGACCGAACAUGAGGAUACAGACAAGUACAGGCAGCUGCUUGUUCGCACUCUCCACUCAUGUAGUGUGCGCUUCCCUGACAUGGCAGCCAAUGUCAUCCCUGUGCUGAUGGAGUUCCUGAGUGACACUAAUGAGGCGGCCGCAGCAGAUGUGCUGGAAUUUGUACGUGAGGCAAUUCAGAGGUUUGACAUUCUCAGACCUCUCAUCACUGAGAAGAUGCUGGAGGUCUUCCAUGCUAUCAAGACAGUCAAGAUUUACAGAGGAGCUCUAUGGAUUUUGGGGGAAUAUUGCAGCACUAAAGAGGACAUCCAGAGUGUGAUGACAGAAGUCCGCAGAUCUUUGGGAGAUAUCCCAAUUGUGGAGAAUGAGUUGAAGAAGGAGGCAGGAGAAGUGAAGCCAGAGGAAGAGGUGACCGCAGCACCAGCUCCUAAGCUGGUGACAGAGAUGGGCACCUAUGUUACUCAGAGUGCCCUCAGCACCUCCAGACCAUCUAAGAAAGAAGAGGACAGGCCUCCUUUGAGAGGUUUCCUAAUGGACGGAGACUUCUACGUUGCUGCCUCAUUGGCGACCACCCUCACCAAAGUGGCCCUGCGCUAUGUUGCUCUUGCUGAGGACAAAAAAAGGCAAAAUUCAUUUGUGGCAGAGGCCAUGCUGAUCAUGGCCACUGUGCUCCAUCUGGGCAGGUCCUCUCUGCCCAAGAAGCCCAUCACAGAUGAUGACGUGGACCGCAUCUCGCUGUGCCUCAAGGUUCUCUCUGAAUGCUCGCCCCUCAUGAACGACAUUUUCAACAAGGAGUGCCGCAGAUCCCUGUCCCAUAUGCUCGCUGUCAGGCUUGAGGAAGAGAAACUGUCUCAGAAGAAAGAGUCUGAGAAGCGUAAUGUGACAGUUCAGGCAGACGAUCCCAUCUCCUUCAUGCAGCUGACUGCUAAAAAUGAGAUGACCUCCAAAGAGGACCAGUUCCAGCUCAGUCUGCUGGCCGCUAUGGGCAACACGCAAAGGAAAGAGGCAGCGGACCCUCUGGCCUCCAAACUUAAUAAGGUAACACAGUUGACUGGUUUCUCAGAUCCAGUGUACGCAGAAGCUUAUGUCCAUGUCAAUCAAUAUGACAUCGUCCUAGAUGUCCUGGUUGUUAAUCAGACUGGCGACACACUGCAGAACUGCACACUGGAGCUGGCAACACUUGGUGAUCUUAAAUUGGUUGAGAAACCGUCUCCUCUCACAUUGGCUCCUCAUGACUUUGCCAACAUCAAAGCCAAUGUGAAAGUGGCUUCCACAGAGAAUGGCAUCAUAUUUGGAAACAUAGUGUAUGACGUAUCGGGCGCAGGCAGUGACAGGAAUUGCGUAGUCCUCAGUGAUAUUCACAUUGACAUUAUGGACUACAUUCAGCCGGCCUCUUGCACAGAUGCAGAGUUCAGACAGAUGUGGGCUGAAUUUGAGUGGGAGAACAAGGUUACCGUCAACACCAACAUCACAGAUCUGACUGAUUACCUCCAACACAUUCUUAACUCCACCAACAUGAAGUGCUUGACCCCAGAAAAGGCCCUCUCUGGCAUCUGUGGCUUUAUGGCUGCAAAUUUAUAUGCCCGUUCUAUAUUUGGGGAGGAUGCUCUUGCAAAUGUCAGCAUUGAGAAACCCAUCCACCUGGGUCCUGAUGCCCCAGUCAAUGGCCAUAUCCGCAUCCGAGCCAAGAGCCAGGGCAUGGCUUUGAGUCUGGGUGACAAGAUCAAUCUCUCCCAGAAGAAGACUCUCUCGUAAAGUUCACAGACUGAGGCUGUUGUGGCAAAGGGCGAGAUUCAACUGAGAGUCACUAUGAUUAUUUCUAUCUUUUGUCCAUUCUCUGUCACUUGUUUUUGUCUCUAAAGUGUGCAGUACACACACACACAAUGCUCUGUGGCCAUGAUCUAAGCUCUUCGAUCCCAUAAAAUAUGUCUAAAAGGGAUUAUUUUGACGUUUUCUAGCAAGAAGAUUCUUCUUAACUGCUCUAAAAGGGAUUGACCUGGUUAUUGUUUCAAUAAACACUGCACAUCAUCUAC